AUGUCCAAGGCUACGGGGGGCGCGGCGGCGGCAGCAGCAGCAGCAGGGGCUGAAAGUUCCUCCAGUCCGGCUGCCUCUGCCGGGGUCGAGGACCUGUCCAAAGUGUCAGACGAGGAGCUGCUCCAGUGGAGCAAGGAAGAGCUGAUUCGCAGCCUCCGCCGCGCCGAGGCGGAGAAGGUGAGCGCGAUGCUGGACCACAGCAAUCUCAUCCGAGAGGUGAACCGUCGCCUUCAGCUGCACCUCGGCGAGAUUCGCGGCCUCAAGGACAUUAACCAGAAGCUUCAAGAAGACAACCAAGAGCUGAGAGAUCUUUGUUGUUUCCUGGAUGACGAUAGGCAGAAGGGGAAAAAGGUGUCACGCGAGUGGCAGAGACUGGGCAGAUAUACGGCGGGGGUGAUGCACAAGGAAGUGGCCUUAUAUCUGCAGAAACUGAAGGAACUAGAAGUGAAGCAGGAGGAGGUUGUCAAGGAGAACAUGGAGCUCAAAGAGCUCUGCGUGAUGCUGGAUGAAGAGAAAGGUGGCUGUGCUGGCAGCCGGAGCUCCAUUGACAGCCAGAUCAGCCUGUGCCAGCUCACAGCCUCCACGGCCCCCUACGUGCGGGACGUCGGGGAUGGCAGCAGCACCUCCAGCACAGGGAGCACCGACAGCCCUGACCACCACAAACAUCACGCGGGCAGCAGCCCCGAACAUCUCCAGAAACCGAGAGCGGAGGGCAGUCCGGAACACUCAAAGCACAGGAGUGGGAGCCCAGAACACCUGGCCAAACCGAGGGUUUCUGGGAGCCCCGAUCACCAGAAACAGCUCAAAGGACCCAGUCCAGAGCAUCACAAAAGCAUAGUCAAGGGCAGCCCCGAGCAGCAGAAGCACGCAGGGGGUAGCCCGGAGACCCUGCCCAAGCAUGUGAUAAGCAGCAGCCCCGAACAUUUUCAGAAGCACAGGCCUGGCGGGAGCCCGGAACACCCAAAGCACGGCAGCGGCAGCCCUGAGCACCUUCAGAAGCACAUCCUGAGUGGCAGCAUGGAGCACCUCCCGAGGGCGAGGGGGACCAGCCCGGAGCAUCUCAAACAGCAUUACGGGGGAAGCCCAGAUCAUCACAAGCACAUGGGCGGAGGAGGCAGCAGGGAAGGCACCCUCCGGAGGCAGACCCCUGACGACUUGUCGCCUCAUCACAGGAGUGUAUACAGUGGAAUGAAUGAAUCAACCUUGUCCUAUGUUAGGCAGCUGGAGGCAAGAGUAAGACAGCUGGAGGAGGAGAAUCGCAUGCUGCCCCAGGAAACCCAGAAUAGAAGGCAACCUCCAACUAGAAACAGCUCAAAUAUGGAAAAAGGCUGGGGGUCCAGAGCCCGGCGGGUCUGGCUGUGGUGGCAGGGGUGCCGAGGAAUAGGAAGAUGCCUGCCCACUUUCCCGGGUCCUUUUAGGUUGCCAUCAGGGGCUGAUGGGAAUAACAGUUCACCCACCUCUCCAGCUAGCUUCAGCGGACAUACCACACCUUCUCAGCAACCCGAACCAGUGGUACAUACUCUUAAGGUCUUGGAUGUUCAGGAAAAUAUAGAUCGUCAACAGGGUAAAGAGUAUGACCAAGACCUUAGUGAGACAGAAAAAGCUAUAGUCAGAGAAAUGUGCAAUGUUGUGUGGCGGAAACUUGGAGAUGCUGCAGGUUCCUGUCCUGGAAUUAGGCAACAUCUGUCUGGGAACCAGUACAAAGGACCAAUGUGAGAGGACUCCUGAAUACAAAGAGAUUAGCACUGGUGGUGGGAGAAAAAAGAAGACAUAAUUUCCACACACCUGGACUCAGAGGGGUUAUGAUAGGGUGGCUGUAUACCACAUCCAUGUCUUCUUCGGAAACUUCAGAACAGGUCCCCCAUCCUACUGGCAUUUUGUGUUUCUUGCUUCUCUAUAGUCAAGUGCAGUCUCUGAAUCAUGAUGUCACUAAUUUGUUAUCUUACAUAUUUGAUAACUAAAAUGUGUUUGUUCUUCAAAAUCUUAUGAUAAUAGGAUUUUUUCAUGAAUUAAGGAUGUUCUGGUAGAGCUCUAGUAAUUUUAACUGAUGUAACCCAAUGGGAACUUCCUACCAUGUUAUGUAGAAGCUAAGAAAUGGUGCCUUCCAGCUUCCAAAGGCCCCUUGUCACUUGUAUUUGAGUGUAUAAAAUUCUAGUUGCUGUUGCUUAAUUUGAAAGAAAUAGCUGAGUUUUCUCCCCCUGAAACAUUCAAUAUUUGUAUAGAGGUGCUAAAAUUAUUCUAUGAAUUCACUUUUCCAAACAGUAGUAUAGAAAAUCCCUGAUAGAACUUGUCUCAAAACACAGUUUCUGGCCAACUGGACAAGUAAGCACUUUUGACCCCUAAUUUUUAGGACACAGCCUGGAGGAGACCAGUCUGUUGGCCCACUCUCCCAUCAGCAUUAAUACUGACAAUUUGCAACAUCAACAAUCAUGAGCUUACUUUAAGGGUUUCAAGCUGUGAGAAGAUGUUAAUUUUGACAAUAUUGUUUCCAGACAAGCUGUUAUAUUUAACAAACUCUAAGUAGACUUUAAAAGAUUGCACUGCAUUUUUGAAAAAAAAAUUAAAAAAAAAAAGCUUUCCUUGCCUACUGCAGCUUUCUUUAAAAGAAUUGUUUGGUGAUACUCAACGCAUGUCUUUGAUUAUUUUAAAACUAAAAACUCUUGUUCAGAUUGCUUGAAGUUUGACCAAGAGACAUGCUAACUAUGCUUAGUUUAUUUCAUUUAUUAUUUGGGGGGAGGGGGAAAUGUGUAUAACAUUAGACUGUGUGUAAUGGAAAUGCUAUGAUAGAUAUUUUGUGUUUAUCCAAAUAAAUGCAAUGAGUUUCUUGUAUGAAUAUGCAAGAAGCCUGUGACAGAAUGCUAUUGCUUAAGUUUUUACUGUAGCUUAGGAUAAAAGAGAUAGGAAUGCAACAAUUGCCAGUUUUAAGGUUUAUUCUGAAAUACUAAGGGUUUAACUUCAUAGCAAAAAUUUUCUCUUUUUUGUGAGUUUGUUACAUGUUGUAUUAAUUGACCAUUUGCUAGUAGAAUGUAAGAAAUUGUUGUAUACUUUAAAAAAAUUAUGAUACUAUAACGUAGGACCAGCCUACUGUUGUCUGAAAAUCCUUGUGAUUUAAUUUUCAUUGGAAUUUUCUCUCUAAUUACCUUUAUUUGGUUAGAUUUUAAACCAAUCUUCCAUUUAAGAUGUUAUAUUUUAAAAUCAUUACUCUCCAUUAAAAAAUCUGCUUGCUAUCUUUACAUUUUCACAGUUUUCAUCUAUAAACUUAGAUUGUUGUAUUCCUAUAUAAUUAAAAACAUUUUAAACAAGUUUUUGUGCCUGCAGUAGACCCUGCAGUAGCUCUUCAAGGGACAUUAGUCUUUUGACAAAACUCGUGUAAAUUUUAUACUGUAUUAAAACUAUUUUUUUAAAGUUCUGCAUAAAAUUGAGUAUCAAGUAUAUGUGUUCAUCUUAGAAAUGGUAAUAAAUUAUUUAAUCUCA
Molecule: messenger RNA, 3474 nt
Organism: Monodelphis domestica (gray short-tailed opossum)
Lineage: Eukaryota; Metazoa; Chordata; Mammalia; Didelphimorphia; Didelphidae
Gene: CCDC85A
Product: coiled-coil domain containing 85A
Biological process (GO): negative regulation of DNA-templated transcription
Cellular component (GO): nucleus
Source: RefSeq, a predicted model, not a curated record